This is a messenger RNA of Varanus komodoensis (Komodo dragon), 793 nucleotides long. RefSeq names its product endothelial differentiation related factor 1 (gene EDF1). The transcript has 5 exons. Gene Ontology annotation, molecular function: DNA binding. Gene Ontology annotation, cellular component: nucleus. The record is from RefSeq and is a predicted model, not a curated record. Bases 72 to 518 code for a protein of 148 amino acids. Lineage: Eukaryota; Metazoa; Chordata; Lepidosauria; Squamata; Varanidae.
GGGGCGGAGGAGGAGGAAGGGCGGGGCCGAGGACAGACGGCCUAUUGCGGAGGCUGAGCAAGGAAGCAGCCAUGGCGGAGAGCGACUGGGACACGGUGACGGUGCUGCGCAAGAAGGGGCCCAGCGCGGCCCAGGCCAAGUCCAAGCAGGCUGUCCUGGCUGCUCAGAGGAGAGGAGAAGAUGUAGAAACCUCCAAGAAAUGGGCAGCGGGCCAGAACAAGCAACACUCGAUCACGAAGAACACGGCCAAGCUGGACAGGGAGACGGAAGAGCUGCAUCACGACAGGGUCCCCCUCGAGGUGGGCAAAGUCAUCCAGCAGGGCCGGCAGAGCAACGGGCUCACCCAGAAGGACCUCGCCACGAAAAUCAACGAGAAGCCGCAAGUCAUCGCUGACUACGAAUCCGGAAAGGCAAUUCCCAACAAUCAGGUGCUUGGCAAGAUCGAAAGAGCCAUCGGUCUGAAGCUCCGCGGGCGGGACAUCGGCAAACCCCUCGAAAAGGGCCCGAAAGGGAAGUGACGACAAAGCCUCGAAAUCAGUUGCCCUGGCUGAUCUCGCCUGGCCCAGCCUCCCUUCUCGCGGACGGAGGGCCAGGUCCCUUUGCCUCCACCAGGCUGAGCAACGGAGCUUAAGCCUCACGAAAGGGGAAACUUUUCCACCAGAGUCGCUGCCCUGCUCAAAGUUGGCAGAUGUUUCAACCAGUGACGUCCUGUCCUGUCCUUCCUUCCUUCCUUCAGAGAUUGACUGUCCAAACUCUAAUAAACACUGCAUUUGAAUCUGCCAGGGGCAAGAAA